Messenger RNA from Fonsecaea nubica, 540 nucleotides. RefSeq lists its product as hypothetical. The transcript is spliced from 2 exons. The record is from RefSeq and is a predicted model, not a curated record. The coding region runs from base 1 to 540 and encodes 179 amino acids. NCBI's taxonomy places the organism in Eukaryota, Fungi, Ascomycota, Eurotiomycetes, Chaetothyriales, Herpotrichiellaceae.
AUGAUUUACCGUUGGUAUAAAAUCCUCAGUCCCCGCAUUGAUGUUGCCGUUGACGGAGUUGCAUACGACGAAAAACACCUGCGUCUAUAUGUCUCCAUUCAUCAGAACUUUAAGCUCUGGGUGGUCCCCUUCUACAAUGCUCCAGUCAAACUCGUCACUGUCCUCCAGUUGACCACCGAUCCUAGUCCAGUACCGCCUGAGCCUCAAGAGCCCAUCACCAUGACCGAACUCGACAGUGAGAGAGACGCGCCAGGCUCUGCUCGUGUCAAAUUUCGCAAAGAGGCCGACAGCGACGAAGUCAAGUACUACAUUCAGUCGCAGAACGACUUGUAUCAGACUACAGAAUUCAUCAAAUUCCUUGUGCCCUGGGGGAUCGGGGUGUUUUUGGUUAUUACCUGGCAGUUCUGCGCAACAGUGCUCUGUGUGAUUGGUGCAAAGUCCUACGAUUUCCUGCUCUGGGUGCCGCAGAAGCUCUACCGCCAGAACAUUGAGGUUUUUGAUAACGACGAGAAAGUACACCCACAUCUUGGAGCCGAUUGA